AUGACUCUGGAUCUCCGGACUCUCGAUCACGUUAAGACCUUUUAUUCUAUUGUCUUUUCUUUCCGUCGCGCCCAUAGCGGCGGGGGGUUAUUGAACUUGCUCAGUAGCGCGAGAGGUCUAAUCGCAAAAAGCGGAGAAGAGGAGACAAGAUCGACGGCGAAAGAGAUCGGCUGCUCGGAAAGAGAUCUACCAUCGCAAUUGCCGUGGUUUCACGGAUAUGUUAAACCCCUGAUUAUCCAGACGGGUCCGUUACGCUUUCAUGACGAUGUUACACGUUUGCAGUUUUUACUCGUGCUGGUGGCGAUGACGGUCACGGCAUGGCCCUCAUUCUUGGGACACGAAGGCCACAAUCUUGGGGCAGAUGAGCCAAAGCUCAUCUCGCAAUCAGUACAUUUGCGCGAGGUGCCGACAAAAAUAAUCAAGGUCACCAAGACAGUAGCCAUCAAGAUUCCUGUGCCGUAUCCCGUUAAGGUACCCUAUCACAUUCCAAUUCCGAUACCGGUGAAACAUCCCGUAGCAAUUCGAGUACCGCAGAUAGUGAAAGUGCCGCAGCACGUGCCAGUGCCAGUGGAGAAGCCUGUCCCGGUGGAACUGCAUCAGCAGGUGCCGUUUUUGAUAUCUAAACCGGUGCCUGUGCCACAUCCGGUCCCCAUACCACAUCCGAUUACUUUGACCAAGCCGAUCUUUAUCCCGGUGCCGAAGACAAUUCCGAUUCCACAAUCGAGUCACGACGAAGGCGGCACUUCCGCUGGGACCGAAGGCGGAGGUGAUCACGCUAGCCAUGAGACGACCAACUACAGUAGUUAUACCUCUCAAGGCCAUGAGGCCUACGAUCAGCAAAGCAGCGAUCAGCGGACCCAGUUUCAGCCAUCCCAGGCCGACUACUCGGCGAAUCAUUAGUUUUCGAAAUACGGACAGGACAACUAAUUGUAACAGCGUGCAAAGUCUUCUGAAAGGAAAAGUAAAUCGAGAAGUAUAAAUCAUUGACGUAUGAUAUACGUGAGCUGGUUACCUUGAAAACGGUUUAAGCGGAACGCUAAAGGGUUUCGAUAAGUAAAAUACAAGUACUAAAUGAUGCCCUUUCUUGGAAACUUGACAUAUUCCACUUUCAAAGUCGAUCGUUCGAUACAUGAAUAUAGAAUCAUGUCUUCAAACUUGCAGUAACUAUGGACCACUUUUGAAUUAGAAGAUUAAAUUUAUAAAAGAAAAAAGAAGAAUUAGCUCUUGGAAAUUAACUUUAUA
Molecule: messenger RNA, 1242 nt
Organism: Monomorium pharaonis (pharaoh ant)
Lineage: Eukaryota; Metazoa; Arthropoda; Insecta; Hymenoptera; Formicidae
Exons: 4
Coding region: 1-900 (299 amino acids)
Source: RefSeq, a predicted model, not a curated record